This is a messenger RNA of Dermacentor andersoni, 834 nucleotides long. RefSeq lists its product as uncharacterized. NCBI's taxonomy places the organism in Eukaryota, Metazoa, Arthropoda, Arachnida, Ixodida, Ixodidae. The record is from RefSeq and is a predicted model, not a curated record.
AGUGGCUUUGGACAUUCAUGUUCCCUUUCCCAGCUUCUUGUGCAUUCUAGACGUCACCGCCGCUCCAGCCAGGUCACAAGUUAGACGGCGGCAAACGAAAGCACAGCCGCUUCGAAUUUCACGCCGCUAGCCGGCUGGUCGACUUGCUCGCCUCAGUGCUGUGCUGUAGGGGCCUAGCGUAUUCGUCCAGUAAACAUGUCGCGGUGGUGCGCUCUGCUUGUGGUUCUGCUCGGAUUCUUUACCAUCGUACUAUACACUGAAGCCCAAGAGAUUCUGUGCCCUGAACACAAGCACCUGGAAGGCGAGGUACAAAAAUGCAAGCAACUACUUCCCGACCUCUCAGGAAAAAAAGAAAAGGUGGCGGCGCUGGGCAUUCGUUACGGCCUCCGCUGUGCACGCGAGGUCGACCCCGACAUCUCGCUGCCUGACAUCCGAGAGCGUCGAUGCAAAAAGGAUGACCCUCAGGACUUUCCGAGAAAGUUCUACCAGUGCUGGAACAGGCUGCUCGACACCGACGCGCUAUUGACAAGAAUUGGCUUUAACGGGGAAGAGCUUGACAGUUUCAGAGCUGCUGCGAAGUGCGUCAAUAACAUCAUCGAGAGGACCUUGACUGAAUAAAUAUCAUUAUUUUGGGCUCAACAUCAAGGAAGAUCACUUACGCCAUCGAAGUUACGCAGCCGGAACCCUUAUGCAAGAUCUUGUAAACACGCCAAGAAAGUUGUGCCACCAACCAGGAGCACGCUGGCGUGCAUCAAGUUACACCUUUUCCUGGUUUGUCCUGACAAGUGUUGAAUUGGUUUUUAUGCUAUAAAGCGGCGAACAAGAAACAAGAAA